Messenger RNA from Phoenix dactylifera (date palm), 1996 nucleotides. Its product is annotated as glucose-6-phosphate 1-dehydrogenase, chloroplastic. Gene Ontology annotation, molecular function: NADP binding; glucose-6-phosphate dehydrogenase activity. Gene Ontology annotation, biological process: glucose metabolic process; pentose-phosphate shunt, oxidative branch. Gene Ontology annotation, cellular component: chloroplast stroma. NCBI's taxonomy places the organism in Eukaryota, Viridiplantae, Streptophyta, Magnoliopsida, Arecales, Arecaceae. The record is from RefSeq and is a predicted model, not a curated record.
AGAAAAUAUGGAGACACUGCCAUCCGAAAGAACACCUGAAAGGCCAUUUCAAGCUCCUCUGAGUUGGAUUUCAUCAUUAUCUCCCAAGUAAUCCCAACCCACCUGCUCUCUUCAUCAAUGGUCAUAUGCUUCCACUCCUGUGACUCGGUGGCCUUCUCAACCUCUUCUUUGCAGCAUGAGAGGAGCCUCUCAAGGUGGAGGAGGUGGAGGUGUCUCACCUCAGCCCCACACCUUCUAUCAGGCAGGCAACCAAGGAGGGUGUGUCAGAUAAAAAACUCGAAUGGGUACCCUCUGAAUGCUGCUUCCUUGCAGGAUGGUUUAGCUGAAAAUUUUUCAGCAGAAGCAUCAGUCGAGAAACGUUCUAAAGAUGGCCCCAAACAAAAUGAGAGUACGGUCAGUAUUACCGUUGUGGGAGCUUCUGGAGAUCUAGCCAGGAAAAAAAUCUUCCCUGCACUUUUCGCUCUCUUUUAUGAAGAUUGUCUUCCCAAGCAUUUUACAGUUUUUGGCUAUGCUCGAAGCAAACUAACUGAUGAAGAGCUCAGAAACAUGAUUAGCAAAACUCUGACCUGCAGAAUUGAUAAGAGGGAGAACUGCAAUGACAAGAUGGAACAGUUUUUGCAGAGAUGCUUCUACCAAUCGGGACAAUAUGGCUCAGAGGAAAAUUUUGUAGAAUUAGACCAAAAGCUUAGAGAAAAUGAGGCAGGGAAAUUGCCAAAUAGGUUAUUUUACCUAUCAAUUCCUCCAAAUAUAUUUAUCGAUGUGGUGAGAUGUGCUAGCCAUCAUGCUUCUUCUCCAACUGGUUGGACCAGAGUCAUUGUUGAAAAGCCAUUUGGUCGUGACUCUGAGUCAUCUGCAGAGCUCACAAGACGUUUAAAGCAGUAUCUAACUGAGGACCAAAUUUUCAGGAUUGACCAUUAUUUAGGAAAAGAGCUUGUUGAAAACCUUUCGGUGCUUCGUUUCUCCAAUCUUGUUUUUGAACCACUGUGGUCGCGGAAAUACAUUAGGAAUGUACAGCUGAUAUUUUCUGAAGAUUUUGGAACGGAAGGCCGAGGCGGUUACUUUGAUAACUAUGGAAUCAUCCGGGACAUAAUGCAGAAUCAUCUUCUCCAAAUAUUAGCUUUAUUUGCAAUGGAGACUCCUGUCAGUUUGGAUGCUGAGGAUAUUCGAAAUGAAAAGGUAAAAGUUCUACGGUCUAUGAGGACAUUGAAACUUGAUGAUGUUGUCGUAGGACAGUAUAAGGGCCAUACAAAGGGUGGAAAAUCCUACCCUGCAUACACUGAUGACCAGACAGUGCCAAAGGGGAGUCUUACUCCAACAUUUGCUGCUGCUGCUGUCUUUAUUGAUAAUGCAAGAUGGGAUGAUGUGCCUUUUUUAAUGAAAGCUGGAAAAGCCUUGAACACAAGGAGAGCAGAGAUUAGAGUUCAGUUCAGGCAUGUUCCUGGGAAUCUAUACAAGCGCAACUUUGGAACUGAUUUAGAUAAAGCAACUAAUGAGCUCGUGAUCCGCGUACAACCUGAUGAAGCCAUAUAUCUGAAGAUAAAUAAUAAGAUUCCAGGGCUCAGCAUGAGAUUGGAUAGAAGUAAUCUGAAUCUACUUUAUGCAGCAAGGUAUCUUAGGGAGAUACCAGAUGCAUACGAGAGACUGCUUUUAGAUGCGAUAGAAGGAGAGCGCCGACUCUUCAUCAGAAGUGAUGAGCUUGAUGCAGCUUGGGCUCUCUUCACACCAGUGCUGAAGGAAUUGGAAGACAAAAGGAUUUCACCAGAGCUUUAUCCAUAUGGUAGCAGAGGACCAGUGGGGGCACAUUAUCUUGCUGCAAAGUACAAUGUAAGAUGGGGAGAUCUUAGUAGUGAGAACUCAUAGACGUUUCAACCUUUUGAUUCAAGAUUGUGCUUAGAUGAGUGCUUUUAUGUCAAAACAUUUGUAUUUUUUGUGCAUGUCUUUUACGAGCCAAUUUGUUGCAAAUAUUUAUUUAUAUCUCACUUCAUAUUUUUUUUAA